CAUUCGCUUCUCAUACAUCAGUGUUCAACUGCCACUCCCGACAAGCGGACGUAUCUUCCACAUAUCUAUCGUAUUCGGUGUACAGUCGAGGAAAACACAGAAAUCUUCAACCAACGCAAAGAUGCAACUGUUCAAUAACAUCAACGAAGAUGUCUACCGGGCGUACGUCUUCUGGUCCUCGGUCCUGGUCGUCAAGAUGCUGGUCAUGUCGAUCCUGACUGGAAUGCAGCGGUUCCGGAAGAAGGCUUUCGUUAACCCGGAAGACAUCGCUACACAGCCAAAGCUGAAGAUCAAGACUGAUGAUCCCGAUGUUGAACGUGUGCGUCGCGCUCACCUGAACGAUUUGGAAAACAUCCUUCCCUUCUUCGUGAUCGGUUUCUUCUACAUCCUAAGCAAUCCGAAUCCGUUCAUUGCGGUUAAUCUGUUCCGUGCCGUUGCCGUGUCCCGCAUUGCUCACACGUUGGUCUACGCCGUGGUGGUCAUCCCGCAGCCGGCCCGGGCCAUCGCUUGGCUCAUUCCGUACGCAUCCAGCUUCUACAUGGCCUUCAAUACGAUUCUUCACUUUCUGUAAAGA
Ochlerotatus camptorhynchus is the source of this 574-nucleotide messenger RNA. Its product is annotated as microsomal glutathione S-transferase 1-like. The coding region runs from base 122 to 571 and encodes 149 amino acids. Lineage: Eukaryota; Metazoa; Arthropoda; Insecta; Diptera; Culicidae. The record is from RefSeq and is a predicted model, not a curated record. The transcript has 3 exons. Gene Ontology annotation, cellular component: membrane.